Messenger RNA from Exophiala xenobiotica, 2238 nucleotides. RefSeq lists its product as hypothetical. Gene Ontology annotation, biological process: tricarboxylic acid cycle. Lineage: Eukaryota; Fungi; Ascomycota; Eurotiomycetes; Chaetothyriales; Herpotrichiellaceae. The coding region runs from base 266 to 1594 and encodes 442 amino acids. Gene Ontology annotation, molecular function: dihydrolipoyllysine-residue succinyltransferase activity. The transcript has 4 exons. The record is from RefSeq and is a predicted model, not a curated record. Gene Ontology annotation, cellular component: oxoglutarate dehydrogenase complex.
UUUCCAUUCUGUCGUAUGCCCAGUCAAAGCUCGCCAAAAGCUUUCCGGCUGGGGGUCGAUCAUUCUGCUUGCUUUCUACCUUCGACAUCACUCAUUUCACGGCCCAGGAAAGGUUCUUGCUCACUUUCCGAUCCUCUUAAUACCUGCGGAUCUCAACUGGCGGUCGAUCCGCCUCGUAUGCCGCUUCAAUAAAGCUCCUCGCUCUCUGGAGCCUCGACGGUCUUGUUCUCCUUUGACGAGGCCUUCGUCAUAGCUUUUCCUCAACAUGACUUCCCUUCGGCUUCGGCGCACACCAGGUCUAGGCCCUUGCCUUGCCCUACCUAGAAGCAACCGUACUCUACAAGCUCGCUCAUUUAGCGCCCUAAGAACGAAACCUACAUCUCGUCAGCCAUGCCUUUCCGGCUACCGAGCCGCCGCCCUGCCAACAUAUGCAUGCCUUUCGCGUUACCAGCAGUUCAGCACUUCGCCAGCUCAGUAUGGUGAGGUGAUUAUCAAGGUCCCGCAGAUGGCUGAGUCCAUCUCGGAAGGCACCCUCAGCACCUUCUCAAAACAAGUGGGCGACUCGGUCGACCAGGAUGAAGAGGUAGCUUCCAUUGAAACGGACAAGAUUGACGUUUCGGUCAAUGCACCUGAGGCUGGUAAAAUCACGGAGCUGCUGGUCAACGAGGGUGACACCGUGACUGUCGGUCAAGAGAUCGCAAAGAUGGAGACAGGCGCAGGCGGUGGUGAAGGAGCUAAAGAGGCGAAGGAAGAGCCCAAGGAACCUGCCUCUGAAGAUCAGCCUACAAGCUCGCAACCAGCGGAGCCAAAGGAAAAGGAGCCAAAGAAGGAGGAACCCAAAAAAGAAGAGCCUCCUCCACCUCCGAAGAAAGAAGAAAAGCCCGCACCACCCAAGGAAGAGAAGAAGCCUGCACCACCGAAGGAGGGGAAAAAGCCCGACGAGCCGAAAGGAAUUGACUCACCUUUCGGCAAGGGCAGUAGGAACGAGAAUAGAGUGAAAAUGAACCGCAUGCGUCUAAGAAUCGCAGAACGACUGAAGCAGUCUCAAAACACUGCCGCGUCGUUGACCACCUUCAACGAAGUCGACAUGUCCAACAUCAUGGAGUUCCGUAAGAGAUACAAGGACGAAGUGUUGAAGAAUACUGGGGUCAAAUUGGGCUUCAUGAGCGCUUUCAGCAAGGCCGCCGUCCUUGCGAUGAAGGAGAUUCCUACAGUCAAUGCUUCGAUUGAAGGUCCAGGAGGUGGUGAUACCAUCGUCUACAGAGAUUAUGUGGAUAUCAGUGUCGCUGUCGCUACGCCCAAGGGUCUGGUCACUCCUGUGGUUCGUAACGCAGAAAGCAUGGAGAUGGUGGACAUCGAAAAGGCGAUUGCGGAGCUGGGCAAGAAGGUAAGCCAGUCCGCAAGGAUCGGCGUGGAGCGUGCUAAUGUUUUCAGGCACGAGACGGCAAGCUUUCGAUCGAAGAUAUGGCUGGCGGUACCUUCACGAUCAGCAACGGUGGUGUCUUCGGUUCAAUGUUGGGUACUCCGAUCAUCAACUUGCCUCAAACUGCAGUGCUCGGCCUGCACGCUAUCAAGGAAAGAGCUAUGGUCGUGAACGGAAAGAUCGAAAUCAGACCUAUGAUGUAUCUUGCCCUCACCUACGAUCAUCGUCUGCUUGAUGGUAGAGAAGCAGUCACCUUCUUGGUGAAGGUCAAGGAAUACAUAGAGGAUCCGCGCAAAAUGCUGAUUGCAUAGAUAAGCCUCCCGGGUUGCAUCUGGGAGAACGGAGGGCAAGUUGAGCAGUCCGGCUGUACAAAAUUUCAAAAUAGCAGAAGCAUGUUUGUGACCUGUCGCAUUUCUCCCAUAUGACAGCGCAUAGCAACCUAACGACGAGCACAAUCGAGGCAUGAGUUCAAAAUCCUUCUGUUCCCGAGGCUUGUUUAUUCCUUGUCCUUGUCCUUGCCCUUCUGAAGACUGGCUAUCAAUGAUUCUACCCGCUAGUCGCUCGCUUCGGUGCGUUCUGUUUGCUGAACUCGACUUACGUACGCUUCCUGGAGGCUCUAUCCCUGUCGAGCAGGACUGCAGCUUAGAUCUUAUCAAGUCAUCAUCCCGAGAACACUCCCUCCGUUUGAUGACUUUGUCAUGUCGCAGCCGACGGCCGACACUUGCCAGUGGGAUUCUAUUGGAAUGCAGAUCAAGACAAUGCAUUGUACGAGCAAGGGGUUUGUCCAAGCUGUCAAAGUACGGUCCUGCGACAGG